AUGCAUGCUGAUCCUGUCCUUCCGUACAAUUUUCCCGAAUGGAAAAUAGUAAUGGAUAGUUGGGGAAACCUCAUGCUUGCCACUGUGAUAACUGUUGCAGAGAUGUGUGCGCGUGGUCUUGGUCUGCCCACCGAUACUUUUACAUCGCUUAUGAAGUAUGGGCCACAUCUACUUGCUCCCACUGGCUCGGAUCUUGCACGUUUCGGCAAACUAGGAACCGUGCUGGCUAGCUUUCAUUCCGACAUAAAUUUCCUCACCAUUCAUGGGCGUGCACGUUUUCCAGGCCUGUUCGUAUGGACGCGCGAGGGCAAACGAUCGGCUGUCAAAGUUCCACAGGGGUGUCUAUUAUUACAAGCCGGCAAACAAUUUGAACGACUCACGGGUGGUCAAGUACUGGCUGGUUUUCAUGAAGUUAUCGUUAGUGAACAAACCAAGGAGGCGAUUGACGAGGCGUCCAAAGUUGGUCGAUCUCUGUGGCGCGUGUCAUCUACCAUGUUCGCCCAUAUUGCCAGUGAUCACAUAUUGCACCCGUUGAAAUCUUUCGUGACUCCUGAAACAAUGAAGAAAUAUCCUCCAAUCAAGGCAGGCGCGCAGGUCCUAGCUGAACUGGCAGCUAUAAAUAUUCGUAAAACAUUAGAUACCAAUGGUGAAUCUGAAUUUGCGCCUAUAUGA
Rotaria sp. Silwood2 is the source of this 672-nucleotide messenger RNA. The record is from the annotation of a GenBank genome assembly. Lineage: Eukaryota; Metazoa; Rotifera; Eurotatoria; Philodinida; Philodinidae.